UUGUUUAGAUCGGGCGUCGCCAUGUUGCGGAUCCUUUCGGCCUUGUCGGGCGAAGUGCUGGUGGAGCUGGCAUUGGAGGAGGUCCAAGUUUUAUCGUCGAUUCGGGAUCUCAAGCGCUUCCUUGUGCCGAAGACCAACUUCACGGUCUUUCAGCAGCGCUUGUUUCGGGAAGAUCAGAGCGAAUGUUUGGAUGAGGAUUCGUUGGAGCCCCGGUCGCUGCAGCUGGUGCUCUUAGCGUAUCCUCCUGCAGAUGCUGCUGAAGACAAGAAACUCUUUACUGCCUGCGAACAAGAUCAACCGGAGGAGUUGGAGCAGAUUCUUCGAUCCCCCCGGGAUCCUCGGGUGGUCCUGGCUGGCAAGACCGCCUUGCACGUAGCGGCACGGCACGGCAGUGUGGCCUGCAUCCAGCUACUCGUGGAAGCUGGGGCGGAAGUCGAACCAGAAGAGGUCUACACCUCGCCCCUGCAUGUGGCAGCUCGCCACGGUCGUGCGGAGGCUGCGCGCUUGCUACUGGACCUGGGGGCCGAGAAGGACUAUAGCAGCAACAUGCAGGAAACGCCCUUGCAUCCUGCGAGCCGUGAGGGCCAUCUGGAGGUUGUUCGGGUGUUGCUGGAGCGCCAAGCUCUUCCCGACCAGGCGGAUGAGGAUGGCUUGACGCCACUCCACCACUGCGCGCGCAGUGGCCACCUGGACAUCGCACGGCUGCUGCUGAACGCCGGGGCGGCCCGGGAUCCGCUGACGGCGGGAGGGGCAGCGCCACUGCACUGGGCUGCCGCAUAUGGCCAUGUGGAAGUGGUGAAGUGCUUGGUAGAGGCAGGGGCGCGGAUAGACAAAGCUCGAGGAGACGACCGUAGAAGCCCACUGCAUAUGGCAGUGCAGCAUGGUCAAUUAGAGGUGGUACGCUUUCUGCUGCAGGGGGGUGCGGACCACAACAAUGCCACCCUGGUGGAGGGCGCGACUCCGCUGCACUGGGCCGCAGUGAAUGGGCACGUGCAGAUGGCGAAACUGCUGCUGGAGGCACGGGCCGAAUUGGAGAGAAAGACCAAGGGAGGCUUCAGUGCGAUGCACAUGGCGGUGCGCACAGGGAACAUGGCUUUGAUGCGCUUGCUGGAGCGUGGCGCCAACGAUGCGCGACAGAAGCGACGGAAAUGCAGCGCAGGGUAGAAAA
Cladocopium goreaui is the source of this 1168-nucleotide messenger RNA. Lineage: Eukaryota; Dinophyceae; Suessiales; Symbiodiniaceae. The record is from the annotation of a GenBank genome assembly.